AAAUCUCGCAUCCUCUCGCUGUCCCGUCGCCUAACCCCAUAUCCCCACCUCCAGGCGCUGCCGGCGCCUCCUCCCGGCUCGCCGAACUCCGCCGCCCCGCCCAAGCUUCCGAACUCCUUUCACAAGACCGGCGCGGAUAAGGUCUUCGCCUCUCCGGUUCCUCCCCACCCGUCUCGGAACCAGGACCCCAUCGGGCUGGAUCUAGGGUUGCAAGGGGAGGGGUUCUGGAGGCCUCCGCCACGAUGGAGGCGGCCGAUCUCGCCGCGGACGGCCGCAUCUUCAAGGCCGACUUCACCGACGCCGGCGCCUACCAGCUCCGCGAGCGCAUGCGGGAGAAGCUCCGUGAGUUCGAGGGCAGUCCCGAAGACUCCAUCGCGGACUACGUUAUUGUGCUUCUCAGGAAUGGAAAACGCAAGGACCAGGCCAGGAAGGAGCUCCAUAUUUUUUUAGGAGUUGAUGAUAGUGCAUUGUUUAUUUCAUGGCUGUGGGAUCAUCUAUCUUUAAAUUUGCACUUGUAUGUGCAAACACAAGAGCAGGAGGUGGAGAACAAGGACGAUGAAAUCCCAAAAGAACUAUCUGGAAGACAUAAAUCACCUGAGGUGUACGCGAGAAGAGAUCAAACGCCUCUUGAGCACACAAGUGAAUCAAAUACGACCAUCAGGAGUCGGAAUAAGAGGGAUUGGAAAGGAACUGGCAGGGAGGGCAACAGAAACUUUCCACUUCGAAGUGUACUAACGGAUAUUUUGCACGGAGAAGAGAAAAAGCUGCAAAAGUCUACUGAAAUACGACAGCCUCCAUCAUCUAAUCAACGGAAUGGCAGAAAGCGUGAUCGGGAGGAUGAACCACAACAAACAAAGAGAGAACUGCCUUCUCGUCCGGUGCUUGGUGCUUCCCGUCGUCUUCUGCAGUUCGCCGUUCGAGAUGCUGUAAAAGCUGUACAGCAAACCAGCAGCUCUAUGGAGCCAUCUUCUAAGCGCCUACGCUCUGUUGUUUCCACGGUAUCCACAGACAACCAGCAUGGUAAAAUGUCAGAAAGAUCUACAGACAGCCUACAUGACAGGAGAUCAGAGAGAGCUACAGACAGCCUGCAUGACAGGAGAUCAGAAAGAUCUGCAGACAACCCGAAUGAUAAAAGAGUAGAAAGAAAAAGGCAAAUUCUACAAGUACCUGGAGCCGCUUUAGCUCUUAGAGCUGCUGCAGAGGCUGCUGCAGACUCUUCCAAAGCAAGAUCUACUGGAAGUGUGUUCAGUAGAUUGGGUCAAGGGAAUGCUGUGAAUAAACCAUCUCGUUCUCGUGAAGAGAAGAGAGGCUAUGAUGAUUUUGAACCAGCUACAACGUUAGAUGAUCACGACUCUGAUCAGCAUGAUAAUGACGAGCAGAUAUCUGGAGACCUGGAGAUAGCAGACGGGGAAGAUGAAAUGAAUGUUGAUACUACCUCUGAUGAGGAUGCGGACAUAGAUGAUGAAAUGACUAGAUACCAAAGUUCUGAUUCACAUGUUGUGGAGAAGAAAUAUACAUUGACAAAAUGCAGCGCUGAACCUGAGACCAAUAAAACAAAGCAUUCUAGUUUGACUUAUGAGGAGCAACCUGUUUCUUCGGCACCAAUAAGAGCAAGCAAAACUGUUGCUGUUCCAGUUAACCCCAUUUCCGUGGAACCUCCAAAUUUUGGAACACCAAAAGAUGUUCAUGUUGUGGAGAAGCCGGACAUCACACCCAUGAAUGCUAAUGUUGCCUCUCCAGCUAUUAAUGUCAAAGAAUUAGGUCAUGGAGAAGUCCAAAAGGAUUCACAGCGGUCUGCAACAUCUGUUUCUAGUUCAUAUAGCACUGCCCAUCCCACAGAAGAUGCGGAUUCAAGGACCCUCUAUGUUAGCAAUGUUCACUUUGCUGCCACCAAGGACUCUCUGUCUCGCCAUUUCAACAAGUUUGGUGCAGUGCUGAAAGUAGUCAUUGUUACUAAUGCAGCAACUGGGCAGCCAACAGGGUCCGCCUAUGUCGAGUUUUUACACACAGAGUCGGCUGAAAGAGCUCUGUCAUUGAAUGGCACAUCAUUUAUGACGCGCAUUCUAAAGGUCGUGAGGCGAAGCUCCCAUGAAGCUGCUCACUUUUAUGGUUGGCCUGGUAGUGGUCGAUCAUCAUAUGCUAGGGGUAGGAUGGCAUACCCAAGGGGUGUUCUCCCUGGUAGCUCAUUUAGAGGGCAUACUCCGAUGAAAGCAGGUGCCAGAAGUUUUCAGUGGAAACGUGAGCCUUCAGGCACCGAGUCCAAUGCAGGUGCAAAACCCGACAUGAGUGUAGCAUUGGCUUCAGCUGAGCAGGUGCUUCCACCAGCCACAUAGGGGAGAUUAUGUUAUAUUUGAUCAUAGUGAGAACCAAUUGGUGUCUUCCAGUUGUCCAGCAUGUUUAAAUGAGAACAAUAGGGCCAAUAAGCUGACAACAAGAUGGUUGCUCCAAAAUGCUGCUUUGUAAAAAGGCUAAACAGGAAAAGAACAUAAAAAGGGGAAAAAAGGAAAGAAAAAAAAGGGAAAGGGACCCGGAGUCCAAAUUCGAUAAACUGUGAUGCGGAUACUUGGAGAUGGUUGUCCCUUGUCGAUGAUCAGUCUGUCAUACCAAGCAGUUUUCAUCAGUCAUCUGAAAGGGGCUUACUCAGACUCGAAAUAAGUUACAGCUUUGAAGUUGUAUUGGUGGUUGCUUCAGUGAGGACUGGUUUCGGACUUGACCAAAAGGAGGACCGGUUUUCGGACAUGAUAUUCUAGCGCGUAUGCGCUUUGUCAAUGUAAGCCCCGACUGUAUAGCAUCCUAUUUAUCUGUACUCAUCCCUCUGGACCCUUUCCCAGGCAAAAAAAGAUGAAAAAAGAAAAAAAAGUAGUCUUAUGUCUCUGUUAUUUCCUAUUGAACCGACUGUUUUUUGUUCAUUUCUUAUGUAUUGAUAUAUUCGAGUUAAACAUUCGUUUAAUUUAUGUGCUGAACAUUAUUUUA
Molecule: messenger RNA, 2973 nt
Organism: Triticum aestivum (bread wheat)
Lineage: Eukaryota; Viridiplantae; Streptophyta; Magnoliopsida; Poales; Poaceae
Product: nucleolin
Exons: 9
Coding region: 243-2333 (696 amino acids)
Biological process (GO): regulation of mRNA stability
Cellular component (GO): nucleus; cytoplasm
Molecular function (GO): poly(A) binding
Source: RefSeq, a predicted model, not a curated record